AGGGGCGACCGGAGGCCUCCCCUCCGCCGUCCGCCCGUCGGUCAGCCUGUCCGCCCGUCCGUGAGCGGCGGAGCGGCGGUGGGGAGGGAGGGGUGUUGGGUUACCCCGGCCCUGCCCCGCCGCCGCCGCGGGGCCAGCGGGUGCCGCGGGGCUGCGCCGGCGGACGCGCAGCUCACGGUAUGUCGGGCCGGUGACUUCAGCCGGGAGAUAUUUGGAGGCUCCGCGGGGUCCGGUGCGGGGGGCCAGCGUGUGUUUGGGUCUGAAAGCGAAUCAGCGGAGGGAGCGUCACUGCCAAAGGGCCCUAUAAAUCCAUCUGCAGCGCCGAGUCGCCCUGGCAAAGCCCCCGCGCCCGUGCGUCCGGGUCCGCGCUCCCCUCCGCCCGCGGGACCGGUGUCCCCCGCGCCUCGCCCAGCCCCGCUCCCCACCACCGAACCCGCCGGCGCCCGGGGAGCCUGGCCGGAGCAGCCGAGCAGGCGCUCCCCGGCACCGGCCCGGCGUCCCGCCGCGCUUCCCACUUGGAUCUAAGCUUUCGCUGCGACGGGACCCCUUAUUCGGAGAAGGAAGCCUCGCCGUCGCCGCCGCUGCUGCUGCUACGAGCUCUACAAAUCCCAGCGCCGGCCUCUGAUUCUCCCACCAGACUGUGGGGGGUGGUUAGAUAUUUUUUUCCCCUCCUUAGAUGAGGUGGGGUUUUUCGUGAUUUGUGGGGUUUUUUUGUGUUCUCUUUGGGGGUAUUUUUUUCCCUCUUUUUUUUCUCCUUCCCGCCGUUGCGUGCGUGUCCGAGCGGUGUGCGGCUCCCCGCGGUGCUGGACCAGCUGGCGUUACAGGAGCCCUGAUGUCUUCAUCUGACUCCCCGCAGUUGUUGAUGGAGUGUCUUUCUCAGAUUUCCAGGCAGGGUCCCAGGAGCAGCACCCACAGCCAGAUCCCGCUGCCAGGCGGCGCUCCCCGCGGCUCGGGCCGCUCCCGCCGCUGCUGAGCGCGGUUCUGGGGCCGGAGCGGGCAGAGAUCGGCGCGGAGCCGCUCCUGCCGUGGCCACAGCACCUGCGGCGGCGGGGAGGGCGCGGGGCUUGUGCUGGCGGCUGCCCUUUUCCCCCAUCCACAUUUGCGACCUUGCCCUCCUCCUCCAUACUGACACCCCCCACCACCCCCAAACCCUCCGCACAAAGAGGGUCCCGGCGCUCGGCCCCCGACCUGGCCCACAUGCACCACCCGUCCGGUCGCUUGGCUCCCCGGCGUUAAUGUCCAUCUCGGGUCCGACGAGACCAGCUCAGAGGGGCCCGUGUUGGAAGGAGAUCUAAGAUGAAGUUAUGGGAUGUUGUGGCUGUCUGUGUGGUGCUGCUCAACACGGUCUCCACCUCGCCCCUGCCCACUGGUAAGACGCCUCUCAAGGGGCCCCCUUCAGUGGUAGAGGGGCCUGAAGACGAUCUCUCCCCCAUCAGCCUGCUGCCUCCCUAUGCUGUGCGCAGUGACUCUAAUAUGCCAGAGGAUUAUCCAGAUCAAUUUGAUGAGGUAGUGGACUUUAUUCAAGCCACUAUUAAAAGACUGAGGAGGUCACCAGAUAAACAGACCCCAAUUUUUAAUAGGCGGGAGAGAAACCGGCAAAACACAGCCACAAACAUAGAGAAUACCAGCAAAAAGGGGAGGAGGAAUCAAAAGGGAAAAAAUCGGGGAUGUGUCUUAACAGAAAUACAUUUAAAUGUGACUGACUUGGAUUUGGGAUAUGAAACCAAAGAAGAGCUGAUUUUCCGGUAUUGCAGUGGAUCUUGUGAUGCAGCUGAGACCACCUAUGACAAGAUUUUAAAAAACUUAACCAGAAAGAAGAAACUAGUCACUGACAAAGUGAAGCAAGCCUGUUGCAGACCCACAGCCUUUGAUGAUGACCUGUCCUUUUUGGAUGAUAACCUGGUUUACCACAUACUGAAAAAACAUUCCGCAAAAAGGUGUGGAUGUGUCUGACUGCUGCACGCCAGAGGCAGCGCCUGUUUUGCAUUCCUGCUAUGAUGCAAAAAUAGGGACCAAGGUUCCUGGGGAUAUGUCUGCUCAGAGCAGAAAAAAAGGACCAAGAAUGCAGAACGAGGUGUUGUGAGAGCCUGGGGAGGGCGCGAGGCGGCAUAGGAGGAUGGAGGCUUUUGACAUCCUACGGGAAAGUACAUAAAAGCUCAGGUGGAGAUGCUGACGGCUGGAUGGCAUGAGUGCUCCCUUUCCCGUUUGACACAGUUCACCAUCAGUGGGACUCGGAUCCAUGAGGAAUGUGCUUAAAAACACAACCCUGCCAUACCGUGUUGUGUUGUAACUAUACCAUCUGUGCCAGGAAGCUUAGCCAAGAAGUAGUUUAGGAGUACCUUACUCAUCCCCAGUGCUCUCAGCUUUACUGAAAGACACAUUGUGCUACUGCUCAUUGAAGGGUGGUUCUUAAGCGCUUAGGACAACCUCAAAACCAUAAUAAGAUUAACAUUGUAAGUAAGAUGAUAUCAGGCAAAUAUCAAAAUUUCAAGGCUCAAGUUCUCUAGGGCCAGUACUGAUAUGAAUCAAAACAGUUCCACUUACUGGUUAAGUUUGAUUAUUUCCAUCUCGUGUUUUUGCAAAAGGAGUGUAGGAUUUCAUUCUUCUGGUACCUAUGAAAACAAGUUGAGUUUUUAAGCACUUCUUCCUAGUAUAGUAAGACAAGUAACAAGCCCCGCCAAGACAAAACGCGUUUCUUUUGGUUUACAAAGGACUAACGUCACUUGCGUAACUACAUUUCUAUUUGGUCAUUGUGAGUGAGCAGAGACUACUUGAUGCAAUGCAUCCAUUCAGAGACAUAAAUAUACAGAAGAUAUUUAUUGAGAUUAAGUUAUUGUUAUUUAUUACAGUUCAGUAAUGAGUCUCCUUUCCUUAUUUAUUAAAGAUUCUUUUCAAAGGUGCCAAAGUAGAAGGUGCUUGGAAGAUACAGAGAGACAAUGAAGUUGGGAGCAACAGUCCAUGCUUUUGAUUGAAAUAGUUAAUUUGAAUGCAAAAAAUCACUUACUUUACCUUUUUUCUUCAAAACAAAAUCCUGAUUGUGUUUGCAAAAUGUAGUGCCAAACCCUGCAGCCCUUCCACCUGUUCACUAAUACUCCAAAAAUCACUGCAGUUAUACAUGUGCAGGACCAGCAACAGCUCUGGACAAGCGAGGGUUGCAGGACUUGGCUCAACAUUAGCAAUUUGUUAGAAGAACUAAUUCUAGUCAUAUUUUAAAUGUAGCCACAUUUUUUUUCUCACAGUUUUUGCCAACUGACCUCACAUAACUAUUGACAAAUGGAAAAUAAUCACAUUUAGCAUUAUAAUUUCUUUUUGUAUUUAUUUAAGCUUUUCCUUCCGUAUUUCCAUAUAGAAGAGGUUAAAUCCCUCUUAUUAGUUAGCCCUGGAUUUAAUAUAGCCUGCAGGUAAACAAUUGUGUUAAAUAACCAAAGUGUUUUGUAUAAUUUGCUGAAACUUACCCACACAGCAGAACAGUUUGAAUUUUCUUAGGAUGAGGGAGGUUGUAGAGCAAAGGCAUUCAGAAUGCAAGCCCUAGUUCUGGAGACUUUUUUCCUGAAGGAGCAGCAAUGCAGGUCACCAGUCAUACCUGAAAACCAGUGAAGCAUCAACUCCCACAAAAACAACAGGAAGAAAAAAAAAAUCCCUACUGAAACCCAAAAAAACAAUGGUCUGACCUUUUAUCUCAUGCAUGCAAUGGCUCUCUAUAUUCAUUUUAUCCUGGGUCCCUCAGGGCACCACAGAAGAAGGGUCCAGAGGUCAAGGAAGUUGAAAAGAGGCAUAGAAAGAUGUGCGAAGUGUAUGAAAUGUAAUUCAGCCCUGGCCUCCUCUGCUUCCCUGGGUGACGGAGGGCAGGCGCAGAGCCCACCUGCAGGGUUCGUUCUUGCACUGCCAUGGGGAUACCUCACCCUCCGCGCUGGCCAGGGCUGGUACAGCUGGUACCACCAGCACUGGUAUGGUUUGGGCAGUAAAAGCCUGCUAAGCUGAGUGUCAGCUGUGCUGCUGGGCAAUUGCCCAGCAGCAGCACUCAGAGCUGUACUUUUACUUGCCCCAAAGCAUUUUCUGCGCAGCUUGAAGAGGCUGUAAGAAAAGCAAAGCACUAUGUUCAAAACACAAAAGGGUAAAGUUUGUGAUUUUUUUGUUUAUAUUUUAGACCUUACUGAAGACAGGAGUGUGCUUCUCUGGAGUUUUUUACUUCACCUGCGAUUUAUGUCUCAAGUCAUUCGUGUUAAUCAACCAAAGUUCUCUACAGACUUUAUUUUUGUACAAUACUCAUUUUAUAACUUUUUACAAAAUAAAACUAAUUUCUAUUGUUA
Messenger RNA from Pezoporus occidentalis (night parrot), 4310 nucleotides. RefSeq names its product glial cell derived neurotrophic factor (gene GDNF). The transcript has 3 exons. Gene Ontology annotation, molecular function: glial cell-derived neurotrophic factor receptor binding; receptor tyrosine kinase binding; growth factor activity. The record is from RefSeq and is a predicted model, not a curated record. NCBI's taxonomy places the organism in Eukaryota, Metazoa, Chordata, Aves, Psittaciformes, Psittacidae. The coding region runs from base 1297 to 1953 and encodes 218 amino acids. Gene Ontology annotation, biological process: negative regulation of neuron apoptotic process; peripheral nervous system development; positive regulation of branching involved in ureteric bud morphogenesis.